Molecule: messenger RNA, 3081 nt
Organism: Choloepus didactylus (southern two-toed sloth)
Lineage: Eukaryota; Metazoa; Chordata; Mammalia; Pilosa; Megalonychidae
Gene: ZC3H10
Product: zinc finger CCCH-type containing 10
Exons: 3
Coding region: 170-1477 (435 amino acids)
Molecular function (GO): metal ion binding
Source: RefSeq, a predicted model, not a curated record
GUCGAAGCUAGAGGACCGGCAGGCGGCAGCAGCAACUACGGCGGCGGCGGCAGAACCCAGCAGUGAUGUGGAGGUGGAGACCCACAGGAGUCCCGGACUUCACCUGAGCUACCUCAGUCACCAGGGGUGGCAAGAAAAAGAAGAAAGCCCUGAGUUGGGGGGGACCAGGAUGCCUGACCGGGACAGCUAUGCCAACGGCACUGGAAGCAGCAGUGGAGGCCCCGGAGGCGGUGGCAGCGAGGAGGCCAGUGGGACAGGGGCAGGCAGUGGUGGGGCCAGCUCAGAUGCCAUCUGCAGAGACUUCCUGAGGAAUGUGUGCAAGCGAGGCAAACGUUGCCGCUAUCGCCAUCCAGACAUGAGUGAGGUGUCCAACUUAGGGGUGAGCAAAAAUGAAUUCAUCUUUUGCCAUGACUUCCAGAAUAAGGAGUGUAGCCGUCCAAACUGCCGAUUCAUCCAUGGCUCCAAGGAGGAUGAAGAUGGCUAUAAGAAGACUGGAGAGCUUCCCCUUCGGCUGAGGCAGAAGGUGGCAGCCGGCUUGGGCCUUUCACCGGCUGACCUACCAAAUGGCAAGGAGGAGGUCCCUAUCUGCCGUGACUUCCUCAAGGGGGACUGUCAGAGAGGAGCCAAGUGCAAAUUCCGUCACCUGCAGCGGGAUUUUGAGUUUGAUGCUCGGGGUGGAGGAGGCACUGGUGGUGGGGGCUCAACAGGCCCAGUCCCUCCAGGACGACGUCAUGACCUCUAUGAUAUCUAUGAUCUCCCUGAUAGGGGCUUUGAGGAUCAUGAGCCAGGCCCCAAGCGUCGGCGAGGUGGAUGCUGCCCCCCAGAUGGCCCCCAUUUUGAAUCAUAUGAAUAUAGCCUGGCUCCAUCCCGAGGGGUGGAAUGCAGGCUGCUGGAGGAGGAGAAUGCCAUGCUCAGGAAGCGGGUAGAGGAGCUAAAGAAACAGGUCAGCAACUUGCUGGCCACCAAUGAGGUGCUGCUGGAACAAAAUGCCCAGUUCCGAAAUCAGGCCAAGGUCAUGACCCUGAGCUCUACUGCACCAGCCACUGAGCAGACUCUGGCCCCCACUGUAGGCACUGUGGCCACUUUUAACCAUGGCAUUGCCCAGACUCAUACUACUCUCAGCAGCCAGGCUCUACAGCCCCGCCCUGUGUCCCAGCAAGAGCUGGUGGCCCCUGCUGGAGCUCCAGCUGCUCCCCCAACUAAUGCUGCACCUCCUGCUGCUCCACCACCCCCACCCCCGCACUUGAACCCAGAGAUCACGCCACUGUCAGCUGCUCUGGCUCAAACAAUCGCCCAGGGAAUGGCACCCCCACCUGUCUCCAUGGCUCCUGUUGCUGUAUCUGUGGCUCCUGUGGCCCCUGUGGCUGUAUCGAUGGCCCAACCCUUGGCAGGAAUCACAAUGAGCCACACCACCACCCCCAUGGUGACUUACCCCAUUGCUUCCCAGAGCAUGCGCAUCACGGCCAUACCUCACUGAUGGGGCUACUGAAUACUCCCCUGGCAUAACCUUCCAGGGCUGUGGUAGAGGGGGCCUUACUUGCCUACUUGCCUAACCCUCCCAGGCCCUGUCUGAAGGGCUUACUCAAGAACGAGGACAAGAGACUACAAAGAGUAUGCUUCUGAGAAAGGGUUGGGCUGGUGUGUUUUCUCUCACCUCCCUUUCAUAAAGGUCUUCUUGUCCGUUUUCCUUCAAGCCUCACAGAAGGGGCUUGCAUGGAAGUGCAGACUGAAGCCAGCAGAGAGGAAGGACUGACUUGAGGGGCUCUAUGUCCCCAGAUGGGAAGUUGGGGACAUCCCUGAUCUUAUCCUCUCUUCUCUACAGCACAGGUUCCAGUACUGGCUUUGAAAGGGGGUGGGGGAAACUUACCCAGAAGGAGAGCCAGGAAAGAUUGGGAAGUGGGUGGCCAGGAGGAAAGACCAGAUAGGAACCUUCAGGCAUGUUGGGGCCCAGUUGAGCUGGACAAUACAGAAACUGCUCCUGAGCCCCUGGGAAGGUGGGGACCAUAGUACUCCAGUAGCCCAAAGGCUAAGGGAGCAUUCAUUACCUUAGCUUGGCCUGAAAAUCCAUAGAGCAGGGCCCACCACUUUCCAAAGAAAUAAAAGAACAAUUAUUUUUAAAAAAUGGAGGCAGUGAAAACUUACUUAGAUAUUCUGUGUGGGGAGAUGGGAGCAGUAAGUAGAUCUCAUGCUACAGUGGGCUAGAGAUCCCACCCUCAUAGGGUUGGAUGGAGUCCAGUGAAGAAGGGUAGGGACCCAGAAAAAGACCAAGUGGGGAAGGCACUUUGUGGGGUAAAAACAUUGGAGCCACCUGGUCUAGUUUAAAAUAGCCCCAUCUGUUUCUGGUUUGAGUGUGCUAUUCCCAUAUUGCCUUGGUAACCAGGGCUCCUAGGGUCAUUUAGGGGGGCAGGUACUGAGAAGGGUGUGUGUGCUGGGAAAUGGAGUUGGGAUGGUAUGUAGCUGACAGAUCUUCCUUUACUCAAAGCAGAUCAGGUGACAGUUGCCUCUCUGAGUUGUUGAUGGCAGGUAGUGUCCCUCCUACCCCAUCCCUUCCUCAGUGACCAAUGCCUUAAGCCUUAAAGCCUUGGAAGGUGCUGGGGAAAGGAUAGUUUUUUUUGGGACACAAGCCUCCCACUCUUCCCUCUGCCUCCACAUGGGACCAGAGGUUUUAAUUCUACUUAAGUUGUCAGUAAGGCCAAGGGCUCCGAUAGCUGAACCUAAUUGCUGAUAUAGGGGAAACAACUCAGGUGUCCAGUCUAGUGAGACUGGAUUUGAGGGUAGAGAAAACGAUCCUAGGUUAUGCUCCCCCAUCAUACAUCCUGCUACCUCCUGCUCUCUCAGCUGGCUCCCCCAUCAUAUCUCUUACUACCUCCUGCUCUCUCAGCUGGUUGAUCACUCAGGUUACAUCUGGGGUUGGAGAUGGUGGGCUGGGUCAGGGCCGGUCAUUUAAAAAAAAAAAAGUAUGGGUCUAAAGACUCAAAGUUGACAAAUACUGUUUGUGGAUUAUAGAAACAACGCAUUGAUAAGUUUCAUGUUGGUUUUCUGGAGAAAUUCUGGAUUAUUAAAAGAGAUGGUUUAUGAGUA